Messenger RNA from Spodoptera littoralis (African cotton leafworm), 558 nucleotides. NCBI's taxonomy places the organism in Eukaryota, Metazoa, Arthropoda, Insecta, Lepidoptera, Noctuidae. The record is from the annotation of a GenBank genome assembly.
AUGGCCUUAUCGAAACCAAUUAUGAAUUUACUGAGUUCUUAUUUACAAAAUUUAUAUUUGCAUCCUAUUAAAACUAAAGCUAUUACAAGUUGCGUGGUAGGUUCAGUUGGCAGCUUAGCAUCCCAACUGGUAGCUGGUGAAAAAAUCAAGGUUGACACAAUUUCUGCUUUCGCCUUAUAUGGUUUAUUCUUCGGCGGCACCAUACCACAUUAUUUAUAUGAAAUCACAGAAAGACUGUUCCCUGAAGAAGUGGUUGCAUUCCCUCUUGUGAAGAAACUGUUAUUUGAAAGAUUACUAUUUGCUCCAUUCAUCCAAGCCUUCUCUCUAUACACACUAGCAAGACUAGAGGGCAAAACACAUAACUCUGCAACAAAACAGUUGUUUGCUCUAUACUGGCCUAUUUUAGAAGCAAAUUGGAAAUGGCUAACACUGUUCCAAGUUAUCAACUUUGCUUUUAUCCCACCAAUGCUACGAGUCCUGUUCAUGAAUCUUGUUGGACUUGGCUGGGCAAUGUUCCUGGCCACCAAGAGACGCCAACAACAACAGAAGAAGGAAUGA